Messenger RNA from Saccostrea cuccullata (small rock oyster), 1850 nucleotides. RefSeq lists its product as uncharacterized. Lineage: Eukaryota; Metazoa; Mollusca; Bivalvia; Ostreida; Ostreidae. The transcript is spliced from 11 exons. The record is from RefSeq and is a predicted model, not a curated record. Bases 139 to 1467 code for a protein of 442 amino acids.
GGCAAGUGAUUUGUUUACGCUGAAUUGCCCUAGUUUUAAAGCAUAUCGCCGCCAUACAUUUCCUUCCUGAUGGGAAGAGAAGAAAACACUUAGAUGGCAGCCACACUAGGAUUUUGACAUCUGUUUUUGCUAACAAAGAUGAAGUCACAAUCCCUGACAGUAAAGAUUGUUGUUAUGAUUUGCUUGCUGUCUAUUGAUGUGACAGAAGCGAGUAGGAUGUGGUUUUGCAAAACAGAUGAUGCCUGUCAUGCUGCUAACAUAACAACACCUUACCAGCCUAAACUACGAGCCAAAAACUGCCAGUUUAAUAAAACUCCGUAUUGUGACCGCUUCAUUACCCCCGGCUGGUACAGGUUUAAAGAUGACAUGCUGAAUCAUCCACCAGAUUUAUUUCAAUGUGGAGCUGUAUAUCCCUAUUGGCUCAAUGGAACGCUUCCAUCAAAGGAAAACGAAGAGGUUGACAGAAUCGUAUGCAAAGUUGGUUUCAGAGAGAAAUGCAUCAGAAAAGUCACUGUCAGUAUAAGACACUGUGGAUCAUUCAACGCCUACUGUCUUCCUACCUUAGGCGCGUGUUCCGAAAGAUAUUGCUUCGGUGAGAGAGAUGCUGCUUGUGAUCAAAUCAAUAGCUCUCCUCGACCAGCCACACCAUCGACGGUAACAAAAACAAUACAGAAAGUGAUGAAUGGUUCUUUAGAAAAACCAAAAGAACCAUCCAUAGAAAGCCUGCAGAAUCGACUCUUAGCUGAGAUUUGUUUAUCUGAUCCAUGUAAAUUGAACGACCUCCCUAAGAUUCCCUUUGCUGAAAACAGGGCCGUAAAUUGCAAAUAUUCGAAUUUGAUGCAAUCUUGCGACAGAGAUUUGCUCCCAGGGUGGUAUAAGGCAGAAGCAGGAGAACCAACUCUUCUUAAUAGAUGUCCAAAUGUUCUUUCUUGUGGCACUCUAUAUCCUGUUUGGAUGGAUGGUAUUCAUCCAGCUGUAAAUGAAGGUAUUGUUCAAAGACCAAUCUGUGUUUCUGCAUCCGGAUUUGGGAUGUCUCAAUCUUGCUGUCAUGAGAGAAGUCACAUAUAUGUGAGAAACUGUGGACGUUACAUGGCGUAUUGUUUGAGAUCUCUGAAUAAAUGCGAGGAGCGAUAUUGCAUGGAUGACAAUGAGACAUGCACUGAUAAUCCUGUUUUAUCAGAGGAUCCUUCUUUAUUUCAGAGCAAACAGUCCCAGGUGCCAAUUAUUGUAACAGGCGUAGUUAUGACUAUACUUAUGAUAAUUGCAACAACACUUAUAAUCAUUGUUUUCAAGAAUAGUAGAGAAACUAACUAUGAAAAACCAAAUAAACUAAUGGAUAUCAACGGAGAUUAUGAAAUAUUGCGAAACGGAUAUACAUUUUUGAAGUUCCCAGAGAAGACAACCUCAAAUGAAGAGUGUCCUCAAAGCGAAGCCCAUGUCUACUGUGUGAUAAAUGAUUUGUAUUAAAAACCUCUUCAAUGACUUCAACAGAUGAGAACUAUUUAUAUAAGUUGUAAUUGUAAUUGUCGUUGACUGAUACUUUCCAGGUAUACCAACGACGAUCGUAAAACUCUUAAUCAAAUGGAUUAACAUUUAUGUAUAAAGUCCUUAACUGUAAAGUACAUUUGCAAACAUGUUAAACUGCCUGAUAUUUAGAUAAUUCUACAUUUAGAGAGAAAAGCAUGUGCCAUCAUGAAUCAUUUACCGGAAUUUGAAAAGUCAAGUUUUUAAAUGGCAUUUAAGAUAAAUUGUCGUGUGAAAAGCUUUUCUGAUCCGUGUUUGUCCUUUUUUUGUUUUUUGUAUUUUAUAUAUUCUUUUCCAAUAAAAAUAGACAAAUUUCGGAAACUGAA